GCUCGUCUCCUGUGCGAUCGUUUACACGUGUAGUUCAAGUAAAAACGAAUCGUUUAAUUUGAACCAGAUUGAGGUGUUUUUUUUCUAAGAAUAUAUACUGAUAUACAUCGGCAAAAAUGGUACAAAAAUCAAAAAAGUUCAAAGGAAACCCCAAAAAAUCAACAUCGGCAAAAACUAGACCACCCCCAGAUGUCUCCUGGAAACAAGUAAAAAUUAGUGGACCAGUAAUAUCGGAUGAUGGAGCAGAUCUAGCCGGUUUAAUUGGCCUGGAAAUUCUAGAAAGUUAUGAUCGAUCCUUAGUAAUAAGAGAUAAACGAAAGAAUAAGAAAGAGCCUGUUUCGGAUGAUGAAUGUGACACUUCAGAUUCUAGGCUGAUAGCAAAGAAAAAGUCUAAACGAAAACGAAAUGAUUCUGGGAGCAGUAGUAAUAGCGAUUCUGAGGAGCUUUCAAAAAAUAAGAAACGCGAAAAGAGUUUACAGUUAAGAAAAUCGUUAGCGCCGGACGCCGGAUCUGAGGAAGAUUCUGGAAUUGACGACAAAUCUACCAACAAAAAAUCAAAGUUUGAAGGAAAGAAAACGGUUCAAACAAAAGAGUCAUUCCCCGGAAAGUUUGUUCUUCUGAAGAAGGUAAAUGAUGCUGCAAACGAAAAGGCAAACAUGAAACGAAAAAAUAAGAACACAAAUCAGGAAAAACGGAUAUCAGAGAAAAAAUGCGGAAAUGCUUAUUCCACAAAUGAAUAUUGUUCCAUCUUACCAAAUAAUACAUUCUUUUCUCAUUUUAAGCAAUGGAGUGAAUUAGGUGUUUCGGAGCCCAUAAUUCGUGCACUUGCCGAUAAGGGAUUUCGAAAUCCAACGGAAAUUCAAACACUUUCCUUGCCGGCCGCAAUAAUGGGUCAACGAGACUUGCUUGGUGCUGCAGAAACUGGCAGCGGAAAAACUUUAGCAUUCGGUAUUCCUCUGCUGGAGGGAAUAAUAAAAUUCAGGGCAAGUGAAGAGUAUCACGCAUCCUCCAAAUCGUUGAUCGGCAAUAAGGAAGCAGAAAGCGAUGGACACGAGUUGACUCCGCCACCGGAUGAACUGGAAUUUUAUCCCGAGCUAAGCACUGGUGAACCAAUCGAUCAGAUGGAUAACGACAUAAAGAAAGAACAGUUGUAUAAGCCGCUGUACGCAUUGAUACUAACUCCGACGCGUGAGUUGGCUGUUCAAAUCAACAAUCACCUUAAAGCAGUUACCAAGUAUUUGGACAUUCAGAUAGCGACCGUAUUUGGAGGACUAGCCGCUGUGAAGCAGGAAAGAAUGUUAAAAAAAUGUCCGGAAAUUGUAAUUGCCACCCCCGGACGGCUUUGGGAACUUAUUCAGAGUGGAAAUCCGCAUCUUGGAAAAGUUGGGGAAAUUCGCUUCCUGGUUAUUGACGAAACUGAUCGAAUGCUCGAAAAGGGACAUUUUAUUGAGCUUAAACAGCUUUUGGAGAUGAUGAACAAGAACGAGGAAGCAACCAAACGUAGACGGAAUUAUGUCUUUUCCGCUACGCUCACGAUAGAUCAUGAUUUACCACAGCACUUGAUAGCCAAAUCUAGGAAGAACAAAAAUCUUCAGAUCACCAAGGAAACUCCCGGACAGCGUCUUAAUAAACUGGUACAAAUAAUCGGAAUGACCAACCCGAAAGUAGUGGACAUCACGCAGCGGCACGGCACCUCGCAUAGUUUAGUAGAGUCGCGAAUUCUCUGCAAGGCCGAGCAUAAGGAUUACCACCUGUUCUACUUUCUUCAGCGUCACCCAGGUCGUACGCUGGUGUUUUGUAACUCUAUUGAUUGUGUGAAACGACUAGUUUCGCUUUUCGGAUACUUAAAUUGUGAUCCUCUCAGUUUGUUCGGAAGCAUGCAGCAACGUCAACGUCUGAAGAAUCUGGAACGUUUCACUCAGAAUCCAACUGCGCUGCUGAUUGCCACGGACGUUGCGGCACGUGGUCUUGAUAUUCCCAAUGUCGAUCAUGUCAUUCACUAUCAGGUACCGAAAACAACGGAAAAUUACAUACACCGGUCUGGAAGGACCGCUCGCGCCAGCAAGGAGGGUGUAACUAUUUUGUUUAUUGGAGCGGAUGAAGUCAAAGAUUACGUCAAGUUGAACCAGAACCUGGGCAGAACUGAAGAUUUGCCCAUGUAUCCAACCUCGGAACGACUGAUGAAGCAAAUAAAGGAUCGGGUAAAUCUGGCGAGAGACGUCGAGCGCACGGAUUUGCGUCAAAGGCGGAACAAUGAAUCCGAAAACUGGGAAGAGAAGGUAGCCAAAGAGUUCAUGAGUGAUUCGGAUAUAGACAGCGAACAGGAAGAAGAGCGAAAAUUAGCCAAAAGUAAAGAGAAACGUCUGAUGAAAGCGAGACGGUAUGAGCUGAGCAAACUCCUAGCCACACCGAUUGUGAUGGAUAGAGUGCAAUUAAAAUUCCCCACUUCAUCUGGGCCGAACAAUUUCCCAUCUCAAAAAGAAAAAUCUGCAAUCAAUUUGGUUCAACAAGUAGUUGAAGAAAACAUUCAAUUCAAAAAGCAACGAAACAAGAAGCGGAAAAGAAACGAAUAA
Molecule: messenger RNA, 2573 nt
Organism: Malaya genurostris
Lineage: Eukaryota; Metazoa; Arthropoda; Insecta; Diptera; Culicidae
Product: ATP-dependent RNA helicase DDX24
Exons: 5
Coding region: 117-2573 (818 amino acids)
Cellular component (GO): nucleolus
Molecular function (GO): ATP binding; nucleic acid binding; RNA helicase activity
Source: RefSeq, a predicted model, not a curated record